UUCUUUUUUGUAGACUUUCUCCAACCGCCGCGAACCUACAUUUUUUGACCUAUGAAGGAUCCGUAAUCUCGCGAUACGCGCAGCUCUCGGGGACGCAGUCAUGGCGGCGCUAUGCAUGAUCAUGGGGUUCUGACCUAAGGAAAACAACCGCAUGUUUGCUCAUUCACCAAUAGAAGCAACGUUUGUGUCAUACAACUUGAAAGCCAUUUGAAAGUGUUUCAGUGAAUAGCAAAAUGAAUCACAGAGCAGGUUCUUUUUUAUGGAAUCUCAGACAACUUCAUACUUUAGUUACAACAAUCAGAACUGUGAGGCUGUACAGUUUGGAAUUUUGCAGACCAAAUAUUGUUUAUUCACACUGGAACCCAAGAAACCUCUUAAAUAACUUUGAUAAUGGAGUGCAGUCAUCUAUUAGAUAUCUCGUGCAGGAUUCCUUAAUUUUUAAAUCAGGAGAUGACAGCUUUCAAAUAAAGGGCAUAAGCACGGUAACAGUUCCUGCAGUUGACAGACUGCUUUGUCUUAGAAGACUGUCUUUUGACUCAAAACACUCUCCUGUUCCUGAUGAUGAUUUGAAGAAAAUGAAUGAGGCCACUUACGAAGAUGUUCUCAUAAAAAAACCCAAACCAACCCCUAACAAAUGCAGAGAACUGUCUCAGGAGUGUAAUUCCCUGGUUGAUGUGUUAGAUAAAUACUCAGAAGUACCAAGAUAUCUUAGUAAUAACUAUCUCUCAGCAAUGUGGUCAAUUGCCAAAAGGAUGUCUGAAGACCAGAAGCGCUUUGAAAAACAGCUGAUGUUUAGCCACCCUUCAUUUAGCCAACUGUGUGAACAAACAAUGCGAGAAGCCAAGGUCAUGCCCUUUAACCAGUUGCUGUUCAGUCUUCAUGCUGUGGUGAAGCUUGGAAUUCCACAGAACACUCUGCUGGUACAGACUUUGCUGAGGGUGGUCCAGGAGCGUAUCAAUGAGUGUGGUGAGAAAUGUCUUUCAGUUUUGUCAGCUGUUUUAGAGGCAAUGGAGCCAUGCAAGAAUGUGGACACUCUUCGGAUAGGAUUGAGGAUACUAGUUGAUCAGCAACUUUGGAAAAUAGAACAUGUCUUCACAUUACAAGUUGUGAUGAAAUGUAUUGGAAAGGAUGCACCAGAUAUUCUUAAAAGGAAACUGGAGAUGAAAGCCUUGAGGGACUUUGGCAAAUUUUCUACUUUGAAUAGUCAGCACAUGUUUGAGGUACUAGCUGCCAUGAAUCACCAUUCUGUUUUACUUCUGAAUGAAUGCAGUAAGAUGGUCAUAGAUAAUAUCCAUGGGUGUCCUUUAAAAGUAUUGAUCAACAUACUGCAGUCUUGCAGAGAACUCCGAUACUAUAAUUUAUAUCUUUUCAAGGGAAUAGCAGAUUAUGUGGCUACAACUUUUGACAUCUGGAAGUUGAAACAUGUUAUUUCUCUCCUCAUUUUAUUUGCAAACCUUGGCUUUCGACAUACCGGUUUGAUGGACUUACUUAAAAAGAAAGUAAUAGAUGAACCUGACUGCCUAAACAUCAAAAACAUUGUCCCUAUUCUUCAUGUGUAUUCUUCUCUCAAUCACUUCUAUGAAUGCCAGGCCCAAGAGUUUCUAAAAGUUAUGGCUUCUGCUGUGACUGUUUAUCUUUACCACAUCUCUUCUGAAAACCUAUUGAAUGCUGUGUGUUCAUUUUGUAUGAUGAACCAUUUUCCCCUGGUCCUUAUUAAUCAGCUGCUCCAGAAGGACAUCAUCAAUGAGCUGCUGCUGUCAGCUGACAUGAAGAGGAAUGUUGGCAAGCUUCAUAUUUUGGCUGCAUGUCUAAAACUCGAUGACAAUCCUUUUCAGAAUACCAAAGACUUAGCGCUGCCACAGCUGCCCUCCACGCCGCUGUACCCAAAUGCAAAGGUUGCAGAGGUGCUGAGUAGUCUACUGGGAGAAAAGUACUUUUCUGAAAACGUUCAGUUGCCACAUAAAUAUCAUAUUGAUUUUGAAAUCAGAAUGGAUACUAAAAGGAAUCAAGUGCUUCCAUUUUCUCCUGUGGAUUUGUCAACUCCUGCUACAAAUAUUCAGAGAGUGGCUGUACUGUGUGUUCCUAAAUCUAAUUACUGUUUGGAUUCAGCCCACCCCAGAGGAUUCCUUGCUAUGAAAAUGCGGCAUUUGAAAGUAAUGGGUUUUCAUGUGAUCUUGGUCAAUAAUUGGGAGAUGGAAAAACUAGAGAAGAAGGAUGCAGUCAAAUUUUUGAAGACUCAGAUCUAUUCAUCUGAAGCCUUUCCUACUGGUGGUGUAAAUUUGCAAAGCACACAUUAAAGUGAAAAGCAACUUUUUCAUAUUAGGAGAAGUAAGUUUGUAAAAAUAACUUUAAUAAAGACUACAAUUCACUUGUCA
Molecule: messenger RNA, 2375 nt
Organism: Manis pentadactyla (Chinese pangolin)
Lineage: Eukaryota; Metazoa; Chordata; Mammalia; Pholidota; Manidae
Gene: FASTKD2
Product: FAST kinase domains 2
Exons: 12
Coding region: 234-2297 (687 amino acids)
Biological process (GO): regulation of mitochondrial mRNA stability; mitochondrial RNA processing
Cellular component (GO): ribonucleoprotein granule; mitochondrial matrix
Molecular function (GO): RNA binding
Source: RefSeq, a predicted model, not a curated record